Trypanosoma brucei brucei TREU927 is the source of this 564-nucleotide messenger RNA. RefSeq lists its product as hypothetical. Bases 1 to 564 code for a protein of 187 amino acids. Lineage: Eukaryota; Euglenozoa; Kinetoplastea; Trypanosomatida; Trypanosomatidae. The transcript has a single exon. The record is from RefSeq and is a predicted model, not a curated record.
AUGGUUUCACUGAUGAAGUUGGCCCUUUCUUCUGUUGGUGUUUUCGGUGCUGCAGGUCUGUUGCGCAAGCGGUGGGAAGUGUUGGGACAGCAAGCUGAGAAGAAUAGGGAACUUUUACGUCUAGCAGCAGUAGCGCUUUCUAGUGAAGUGGUUGACAACGUUCUUGUUCGUAAUGAAGAUUCACUCGGACGGCUUGUCAGCUUCGUAAAGGAUGUGAGUACGCACCCGUCAUUUAUAAAUCAUCUGAAGGCCUACGCGAUCACCGAAUUCACUGCAAAUGAGCAGACCGUACGGGCUCUACGGAAAUUUGUCGUUGAGGACCUUAUUUGUGAUUCAUGGGUGGCGGAUGAACUCGUUAGUAUGGCAAAGGAUAUUGGGAGAGAUGUCAUUGCAGAUCCUCAAGUAUAUCCUACUCCCGUCUUGCGUUUCCUUGGGGAUGCCGCCUUAGACGGUCUACAGACGGACACCUUUAAGGAAGAAUUGAUGACUGCUCUAAAAGACUCUCUCUGGAAAGCCUUCCUGGGGCCUCCACCGGAUCAUAUGUAUUUUCUGGACGUGAGGUGA